Penicillium vulpinum is the source of this 1203-nucleotide messenger RNA. Its product is annotated as putative tubulin-specific chaperone c. Gene Ontology annotation, cellular component: cytoplasm. The record is from RefSeq and is a predicted model, not a curated record. Gene Ontology annotation, biological process: post-chaperonin tubulin folding pathway; tubulin complex assembly. The transcript has 4 exons. Bases 1 to 1203 code for a protein of 400 amino acids. Lineage: Eukaryota; Fungi; Ascomycota; Eurotiomycetes; Eurotiales; Aspergillaceae.
AUGGCUGAGGCAGAUAUACAACAUGCUCGUCGAUUGUCGGCAGAUAAUCAAACGGUCUCGAAAGCCGAUGUCCCCCUGAAUGAACGCUUCUUCCGCUACUUUCAACAUGAGAUCACUGCGUUGCAACAAGAGAUGGAUCGUCUUGCCGAUACAUCUCUAGUGGGUGGUGAACGUGUCGAUGCAACAGAUCACUGCCUUGCUGGGAUCGUGCGGUUAUCCAAUGAAGUCAAGGAUGCAGCGAGCUAUAUCCCCACUUACGAUCAGAGGGUGUACGCAGAGGCCAUUAAAGCUCUGCAGGAUCGAUUGACCGAGACACGUGCCACAUUCGAGCCUCGAUCAAAGUUCAGCUUCAAGACUAAGAAAAACCCCUCUGCUGUCUCCCUGUCUGACGCUGCCGUACUGGCAGCUGGAGCACGACUUAGCGUCCCUGGCUAUCACUCUCCGGGUGCCUCUUCCGUUGACUCGUCCGCGAACCAGACACCCAACUACCCUUCCACCCCACUGAACGAGCCGGAGAAGCAUCAGCAAGAGCGACCGGAGCUUGCCCCCAUUUCAUCCCCAGGUAUCUCGGUCGGGGACUUUGGUACAAAGUCCCCCUCGGGCAAGCCCGCCGGUGCCUUUGCAGCCACCGGCAUCUCCGCUGUAUCGGUCGAUGAUCAUUAUGGACUUCACAUCAUGCUCCCGGCUGCCGGCUCUACAUCCACAGUCCCCGCGUCAAUUACCUCCCUGGAUCGCUGCAUCGUUGAUAUGUCCAUUCCCACUGCCAACGGAAAGCCAUAUGCCAGUUUGACUGCCAAGGGGGUCAAAGAAAGCUUACUGAUCUGUGGUCAAGUCAAUGGCCCUGCACACAUUACCGGCAUUGAGCGUAGCGUCAUGGUGGUGUCAUGUCGUCAGUUCCGCAUGCAUAACUGUAGCAACGUUGAUGUCUAUCUCAGCUGCUCUAGCAAUCCCAUUAUUGAGGAUUGUUCCAAUAUUCGGUUUGGUCGGAUCCCGAAGGCUUAUGCCUUGGACCAUGACCGUCCCGAUCACGAAGAUCGUUGGAGCCAAGUCGAAGAUUUCAAAUGGAUUAAGCCGGAGCCUAGUCCGAAUUGGAGUUUACUGGACCCCAACGAUGCCGUCCCCGAAGAGGUCUGGGCUGAGAUUGUUCCCGGCGGGCCGGGAUGGUCUCUUGAGGACAUUUUGCAUGCUAUUAAAAUAGUCUAA